Akanthomyces muscarius is the source of this 570-nucleotide messenger RNA. RefSeq lists its product as uncharacterized. The record is from RefSeq and is a predicted model, not a curated record. NCBI's taxonomy places the organism in Eukaryota, Fungi, Ascomycota, Sordariomycetes, Hypocreales, Cordycipitaceae. The coding region runs from base 1 to 570 and encodes 189 amino acids. The transcript has a single exon.
AUGCAAAGCAGACUCAGAGACCCGAAGCCUUUUGAUGGUGAUGAAAGCGAUUCCGAGGACCUGGCUUCCAUUCUUGCCCCGGAGGCAAAUGAUGCCGAUGCAGACUGGAUCGGAAACGAUGCUGCGAAUAGCGUUCAAGACGUUGAAGAUGACUCGAUUGCGGACUUUGACUCUCCUUUCACCGUUGCUAUCUCGUCCGGCAGUGAAGGAAGCACUGAUGGGGAAGAGGGAACCUCGAGCGCAGAUGAGCACGGGCACGGAAACGGGGGCAGUAACUCUGACGGAGAUGAUGGUAAUGACGGUGACGGUGAGCGAGGUAGUCACGAAGCCCACAGCGGCGGCGAUCCUGCGGUAGCGGCGGUGCGGCCAGGUGAAGCCGCUGCGGAGGACUCUGAAGAGGAGAACUAUUUCGAUGCGUUGUACGGUUUGGCUUCAGCAGAGCUUGUGGAAAUAGAGGCGAUGGCGCAACCAGCCCAAGAGGAGGAGCCAUUCCGAGAGGCAGAGUUGGAGUCGUUGUAUGAUGAUGCCAUGUCUCAGGCGGACGAGAUGGAGCUGUACGACAUCGAUUAG